Messenger RNA from Doryrhamphus excisus (bluestripe pipefish), 1686 nucleotides. RefSeq names its product caspase-3-like. Gene Ontology annotation, molecular function: cysteine-type endopeptidase activity. The record is from RefSeq and is a predicted model, not a curated record. Lineage: Eukaryota; Metazoa; Chordata; Actinopteri; Syngnathiformes; Syngnathidae. Gene Ontology annotation, biological process: proteolysis.
CAUCAUCACUCAUUGGCCUAGCCUGUCACGUGACCAACCGAGAGUCCACUGGCUUGGACCUUUGGGUCAUGUGACUCCAGAGUGUUGCGUAAGCGGCGGGCAGGGGAGCGGCUGUUUUUCUAAGGUGGUGUGAAGACACUGACGCUGAAAGAUGGAAGCAGCAAAGAGAGCCGUGCUGGUGUCUGUGGCCACCUUUGACCCGGGGGUUCCUCUGGGCCGCAGACCCGGUGCCACCAAGGACGCCCGGAGACUCCACCGCAUCCUGACCCAGCUGAACUUCAAGGUGGACCUCCACCAGGACCUCCACAGCCACGAAAUCUACUCGCUCUUUCGCAAAGAGAGUCGGCGGCCGGUGUCCGAGUGUUUCCUGGCCGUCCUGUCGUCUCACGGCGAGGACGGCUGCGUGUUUGGCGCUGAUGGUAAGCGUGUGUGGUUGUCACGUGUCUUCGCCUUCUUCGACCACGUGGACAUGGAGCAGAAGGUCAAAGUGUUCCUCGUUCAGGCCUGUCGAGGCGCUGCCCUGGACGACGGAGUGGUGACGGACUCCGGCGACGACGAGCCCGCUGAGGGUGUCUGCUCAGACGUUUCCGCUCCCGUAAACACGUUGGUCAUGUACGCCACCGUGCCAGGCUAUGUGGCGUUCAUGCAUCCGACGGGAUCGGUCUUCCUGCAGACAUUCUGCUCGCUGCUGGAGGAGGAGGAGCAUCGUCGCUUGGAGCUAACGCGUCUGAUGACCCGCCUGUCGCACAGCGUGGCCUACACCUUCCAGGCCAAAGGUCGACAGUUCGGCAUGAAGAAGGAGAUGCCCUGCUUCCUCACCCGGAUGACGCGGGAGGCGUUCCCUUUCGCCGGGCCUUGUAAAGACGGCGCUGCUGCAGCCGGCUUGUCCGCCGUGACGCUGCUGGGCGGCGACGGCGCUAAAAAACGGACGCCGUCUAUAAGUUAAACUCUCAUUUGGAAAUGUCCCCGUUUGUUUUUCCACUUGUGUGAGCAGAGGGUCUGCAUUCCACCCGGUCAGUAGCCUACCCGGUCUACCAAGGCCGGACUUGGGGGGCGGUGAAUCCAGACCAGGGGUGGGCAAACUACGGCCCGGGGGCCACAUGCGGCCCACCAAGCGUUUGAAUCCGGCCCGCCAGUUGCUUUCUAAGUAACUUCAACUUUUAACAUACAAACUGGCAACAUGACUUGCAAGUCGGAUGUCUGAUUUAGUAAAAAAUAAACAACAAAACUGUAAAAUUAAAUGACAUAGUUUGAUGUGGUGUGAUGUUUAAAGUGCUCCUAAAAAAGGGACAUGAGAACAUACAACUGAUAUAGGAUAACACUUUUACAGAUAAAAUUAGACAAAUAAUUCAAGGAAAAUGAUAAGCAUAAAAUAGUGUGUGUGUGUUAAAUAUAUGUUCUGGCCCCCCAGACAAUUUUGUUAACUCAAUGCGGCCCUCGAGUCCAAAUAUUUGCCCACCCCUGAUCCAGACGGUCUGGCCUUCCUCACACUUCCUGGUUGUCACAUGGUCUCCUUUACCCUGACGUCCUGACAAUGAUCAAGUACCAUCACAAAGUGAAUCAAGGCCAACAAAUGUACAUCAUAGAAGCAAAGUUACUUGUUUUUUAAAUGUAGCUUUUACAGGAGAGAGAAGAAAUGUUCUCCGUCUGCAGAUUGACCUGAUAUAUUAAAUUAUAGUAAUAUUC